UUCGUACGUAUCGUGCUACAAAAUAGUCAUAAACUUCGGAAAUGGAGAAGCGAUUUCAUAGGCGUUAAUAAUUCUGAUAACUUCUGAAAAGCGCUUACGAUAUACACGUUCGGUUCGUUUUUUCAAUCGGGAACAGCGUAGGCUUUGUACUACCAUUACACAAAGUAAUUGGUAGUGUCUUAUACCUAUUUGUCAUAUUUGGAGACCGUGUUCGACACGCGAUUAGAACACAUUAUGGCCACCAGGUUCGAUCAACAGAAGACAAAGCAUCAGCUUUUCCAUGUGUCCCUUAGCUUGGCCACAACAUUGAUUUGCAUGGCUUACAUGCAGUAUCGCCGCAAUUGGGCGCAUCUGGGUAGCUUUGGAGACUCGCUGAUAGUGCCCAUUGUGUUUACGGGGGAACUGCUGAAGGUGGUAUUGGCUCGUUUUUAUGGACGCAUCGAGGACGGCGUGCUAACGACCAAGCAGCGCCAGAAGAAGGCCGCUUAUUUCACGCCGAGGGAGCUACUUGGAGGCCUUACGUUGCAGUUUCUGUGCACUCUACUGUAUGCCUUCAUUUGCAUCAUACUGGGCGCACCGGUACUGGCCAACUACGAGCAAACAUUUGUGCUUUCGCUUUUACUGACACUGUUGACGGUUUCGCCGACCGUAUUUCUCUUAGGCGGUGGAGGCGCAUUACAGGUUUGUUUUUGCGAAAAGCCCGAGUUCGUCACUAAGUGUGAGGACACAGCGCUGGAUCUGUUUAAAUACAAUGCACUUGGUGGCAUUCUGGGCGCCUGGGCUGGAAGUGCUGUGGCGCCCCUGGACUGGGGCCGCGACUGGCAGUUGUAUCCCAUACCUAAUGUUAUUGGAGCACUUCUUGGCAGUGCUCUGGGCAAUAUAUACGCCUGUACGCAUGUACUAUAUGCCACUGCCCGGGUUUAUAUAAGCAAAAAAAGUGCUUAGAUAAACGCUUAAACAAUGUUUACCCGGCCACCAACCAAUAAGUUCACUUUUCGCUGCCACAUUAUACAUACAUUAAACAUCGUACAGAAGUAAAAUGCAACUGGUUAUAUUGUAUUCUAGUCAAAGCAGCUGCAGCAACAACGGCAUUACCAAAAAGCAAUUAAUCUAUUUUAGUGUUACGAUUUUAAGCAUUUUUAUUAGCACGUAAUGUAUUAUUCGCUCUUUUUAAAUCAAUCAACUUAAAGAAUAACAUGUAUUAUCACACAAAAGACAUUCAAAUAGUCUAAUGACUUAGCUGCUAAUAAUACAUAAAUAUGUAUACACAACUACAAGAAUAAUAAAACAAAAUGGAAAAAA
Scaptodrosophila lebanonensis is the source of this 1302-nucleotide messenger RNA. RefSeq lists its product as uncharacterized. The coding region runs from base 235 to 945 and encodes 236 amino acids. Gene Ontology annotation, biological process: GPI anchor biosynthetic process. Lineage: Eukaryota; Metazoa; Arthropoda; Insecta; Diptera; Drosophilidae. The record is from RefSeq and is a predicted model, not a curated record. The transcript has a single exon. Gene Ontology annotation, cellular component: endoplasmic reticulum membrane.